Messenger RNA from Cotesia glomerata, 1069 nucleotides. RefSeq lists its product as uncharacterized. NCBI's taxonomy places the organism in Eukaryota, Metazoa, Arthropoda, Insecta, Hymenoptera, Braconidae. The transcript has 3 exons. The record is from RefSeq and is a predicted model, not a curated record. Bases 557 to 1054 code for a protein of 165 amino acids.
UAAAAAAUAUUUAAAUAAAAAUAAAAAAAGUUUUUCUAUUUAUUUGAUGCCUUUUUAUCCUUUCUUCGCUGACCUAGACAAUAACCCGAUCGUCGAUUGUUUUUAAAUGGCCGACUGUUUAACAACAAUUUUGCAACGCAAACGAUUGUUUUGACUUUUAUCGUUGAAAAUAAUUAAUCUAUCAUCUGCCUUAUACAAAUAAUUUUGAUUAAUAUUAUUCUCUUGAAUAAUCUCAAUCAAACCAAUUAUCUUCAUUUUGGCCGUAUUCCAAAAUUUACGGUUAUUUUGGUGAUAGUGUUAACUACUGUUUUUUUUUUUUUUGUAUGUGAUUUGUUUUUUGGAUAUUGGAUAUUAUAGAGGUAAGUUCAUUUUUUAUAACUCAUUGUAUAUGCAUAAUAUAUAUAUUUUAUUUUAUUUUUUAGAUCUGGGCUAGUAUCGUUUCAAAUAAAUUCAAUAUCUAAGAUUGGACAAAUAAUCAUCGUCCACACUAAUUCGUUUUUUCGUAUUUACUGCGUAAUUUUUUUAGUUUUUUUUUCAGGUUUUCACGGAUCCAGUCAUGGGUAAACGGAAGAAGCCAGGAUUAUUCCCAAAUCAGCCUCAAAAACUAAAACCUUGGAGUGCGGAAACGAAAAAUAAAACAGGAAGAAGCUUCAAUUCUCAGAUGCAGGGAGCUAUUUAUUCGCUGUACAAAUUUAUGAAAGAAGAAGCUGACAAUAAGGGUCCAAUGAUUCCUCUCAGUCAAGUCAGAAAUCGAGUAGCUAGAGCUUUAGAGAUUUCAACCAGGUCUGUAACAAAGUAUGUCAACAUUGGACGCUCUGGUGCAGACUUUGACACUCCUGGGAAAAAACGACCAAGGAAAAAAGUCAAACGAGAUGUUCAUGAAUCUAUCAAAAACGACAUUCGUAAUACUAUUUACGAACUUUGCAAGCAACAGACCGAAAUAUUUCUUUUAAUGGACAGAGAGAAACGCUUCGCAGAGUUUUACACGAUAUUGGCUUUACCUACAAACGUCGUAAUGGCAUUUAUUACCUUAUCGAAAGGCCGGAUAUUGUAAGUAAACGUCAGCGUU